This is a messenger RNA of Prionailurus viverrinus (fishing cat), 2623 nucleotides long. RefSeq names its product chromosome F1 C1orf115 homolog (gene CF1H1orf115). Lineage: Eukaryota; Metazoa; Chordata; Mammalia; Carnivora; Felidae. The transcript has 2 exons. Bases 98 to 505 code for a protein of 135 amino acids. The record is from RefSeq and is a predicted model, not a curated record.
CCCGCCCCGUCCGGGCUGGGGCGGGCGCAGGCGCGGGCUGGGCGCGAAGGUCGGGCGUCUUCAAGCCCUGACCUUCGCCGGAGGGCCCCGCGGCAGCAUGACGGUGGGAGCCAGGCUCCGAAGCAAGGCGGCGAGAGGCCUCCCGCGCCGCGGGCCCCGGGGGCGAGCGCGGACGGAGGGGGACGAGGAGGCGGCCGCCCUCCUGGAGCAGCCGGAGCGCGGGGACGAGGCGGCGAGCUGCGCGAACGCGGGGCGCCCGGGCGCCCGGGGCGCGCGCAAGGUGCACCUGGCCGUCCUCCCCGAGCGCUACGAGCCGCUGGAGGAGCCGGCGCCGGGAGAGAAGCCCAAGAGGAGGUACCGGCAGAAGCUGAAGAAGUACGGCAAGAAUGUUGGGAAGGUCAUCUCCAAAGGGUGCCGCUACGUUGUCAUCGGCCUGCAGGGCUUCGCCGCGGCCUACUCCGCCCCAUUCGGGGUAGCCACCAGCGUGGUCUCGUUCGUCCGCUAGUGGGCGCCGCGGGGACCGACGCGCUGGAGAAAGGAUGGACGCUCUCCUGCUCCGGGAGCCUGUGAACCCGGGACCAUUUCAGACCCGAACCCGCAAAAUCCCUGGGGGAAGACAAUGGCUUUCUUUGUUGAAUUGGAUGAAUGCUGUGAAUGGAACAUCCCUGCCCAUCUGCUGAGCUUCUCAUGACUCUAGGACACGGGUGGCUCCGACGGACGAUCCCGCAGAGUGAGGCCUGUGUUCGGUUUGGGGUUAUGGUUUGCCCUCGGUUCCCAGGGCAGCAGAGGCGCUGUCUGGCUGUCUGUGCCCCAUCUCCUUCCUCCACCCCUUUGUCACCAAGAAGCAAGGAAGGAAAAUCUCCGUGAAGGUCGUGAUGCUUCUAAGACUGUUGAUGAGACGGGUGACUGUUUAAAGUAGAUGAAGCUUGUGAUUCCCACCCUCCUGUGACACCAGCACGCAGCCGCUGGUGAUGAGGCAAGGAGGGAGUCCAAGUGCACAUACAGGCUGGGUUGCACAGGUCGCUGGAGGGAGUGCCCACGUUGUGCCCGGGCCAGCCCAGUGUGGCUGCGUGUUUGGAGCUGCACGCCUGUGGCCGGCUGACGGUGGGCGUCCUGACUCCGCUGCUGGGCACCGUCGCCUACUCCCCACGGCUGUCCGUGCCUCUGUGCCAAGCCACCGAGGGCACUUUGUCUCGGGAGAGAAGGAGACGCUAGGCCUGGCAGGGGAAGUGUGCGAUUUAGAGGAGGAACCAGGAAGUAGGAGAUGGGUGUGUUGGAGGUAGACAAAGAAAGAUGGCGGACAGGAGAAGUGGCAGGAUGGGGGCCGGGUCUGGUGUACCGGUGCUGGGAAAUCUUAGGUGGGCUGGGCUCUGGGUAGGGACCAGGGGGGCUGGGCGGCUGGAGGUGCCAUGGCUGGCGCUGAAAAACCCUCUGAGGCCCAUGAGCUCUCACCGGCUGCCCGUGUAGCAUCCUUGUCGUUUGCUGCCAAGUUUGUCCCCAGGACAACCCACGGACUGCCAUUGGACCGUUGGCCGGGGAGGUGAAAGGAGAGGAGGCUCCUCUUCCCAUACCCCUCGUGAUGGGCCACUGUUCCACCUGUUUCCAGAAUAUCCAGAGGUCCGAAGUGAUGGCUGCUGAUCAGUCUGUAGAAUGGGUAUUAACACCUGCCUGUGGCCCCGACAAGUUUCCCAGACUCCGCAAAGGAGGUCUCCGGGUUCAUGCCUCGCCGGUCAAGCCGACGAGGUGGGCCCCGGAAGUGAAGAAGGUGGGCAGACAGACGGGGACAGAAAAAGGAAUGGGUGGAGGAGGAAGUUGUAGCUGGACUCAGCCUCACGUUCUGGAAACCCACGUUGCAGAUGAACUUGGAUCCGGUUCCUGGACCAUUAGUAUUUGUGAGGAAAAGAGAAAACAGACAGUCUUGUUUUAACUCAAAUGAGGAAAGUUGAUAAUGGCACAUUUUCACACAUGUAAGAUAAAUAUAGCUUGCCUGGUCACGCUGGGACUGGGGGGGGAGAGACGUGGUUUAGUGGGAGAGCCAGGCGGGCCUGUCCGGCCCACCAGUGACAGAAGGGGGACAGGAGGAAGCAGCCUGCCGUGAACUUGAAGGAUGCCCCUCCCCAGGGGCCGGGGGGGGGGGGGGGGGUGGUGGCUGAGAAGCUCACUGAGUCCCCUGGGGGGAUGGAAGCGUGACCCAGAAAGGGACCAGAGCUGCCAGGGCCUGUCCAGUGAAGACCUUCCCUACCCCACUCCCAAACUGGAGACACUAUCAGACCAGACACAUUUGACCCUGAAACUCCUACAGUCUGGUUAAGAAUUAACCCAGAAAUUUCUUAAGGCGGAACCUCGCAGGGAUUGUCCUGGGAGACAGAUUCGUGUGUACAGAAGAUGAACUUCUCCAAGCCGCUCAGCCUCCCCGGCGAGUGUUCACCUCCCCAGCCACCAGGCACCCGUGUGGCAGAUCCCCUAUCACCUGUUCUCUGUCCUCAGCUUUGUUUUUUUAACAUCAGGGUCCACGCCCCCCUGGGAAUUGAGUUUUAGAGCUUUGCUUUUACACGCUUGAAAGAGGCUUCUUUUGUAUCCUUUUCUUGCCCUGUUAUGUAAAUAAAACCCUCAACUUGUGUAA